Molecule: messenger RNA, 1171 nt
Organism: Prinia subflava (tawny-flanked prinia)
Lineage: Eukaryota; Metazoa; Chordata; Aves; Passeriformes; Cisticolidae
Gene: PORCN
Product: porcupine O-acyltransferase
Exons: 9
Biological process (GO): Wnt protein secretion; lipid modification; protein palmitoylation
Cellular component (GO): endoplasmic reticulum; membrane
Molecular function (GO): palmitoleoyltransferase activity; Wnt-protein binding
Source: RefSeq, a predicted model, not a curated record
AGCGCGGCGUGGGCGCGGAAGGCUCUGCGCAGCCUGGGGCUGGCUCUGGGGGUGUCAGGUUUCGGGGUGUCAGUGUUUGGGGUGUCAGUAUUUGGGGUGUCAGUAUUUGGGGUGUCAGUGUUGGGGUGUCCCCAGAGCGCGGCGUGGGCGCGGAAGGCUCUGCGCAGCCUGGGGCUGGCGCUGCUCUGCCUGCUGGUCAGCACCUGCCUGGCGCCGUUCCUGUUCUCCAGCCUGCUGCCCCUCUACGGGGCACGGCCCUGCGCAGGAGCGUCUUCGCCAGGUGGCUCCGUGCCUACGAGAGCGCCCCUCUCGUUCCACUUCAGCAAUUUCUUCGUGGCCUUCCUGUCCGAGGCCACGGCCACGCUGGCGGGCUCAGGCCACAGCCUGCAGCACGAGCACCUGCGCUGGGACCUGGCCGUGUCGCGGCCCCUGCGGGUGGAGCUGCCGCGCUCCAUGGCAGAGGUGGUGACAAACUGGAACCUGCCCAUGUCCCGCUGGCUGCACACCUACGUGUUCCAGACCGCGCGGUGCCUGGGCACCUUCGCCGCCGUGCUGGGCACCUACGCAGCCAGCGCCCUGCUGCACGGCCUCAGUUUCCACCUGGCCGCUGUCCUGCUGUCCCUGGGCCUCAUCACCUACGCCGAGCACGCCCUGCGGCAGCGCCUGGCCGCCAUCUUCGACGCCUGCGUCCUGUCCAAGCGCUGCCCCCCGAGCUGCAGCCACCGCCACAAGAACGCUCUGUGGGUGCGGGCGCUGAACGGGGCCCUGGGUGCCCUGGCCCUGUUCCACCUGUCCUACCUGGGCGCCCUGUUCGAUGUGGAGGCCGAGGACGCCGUGGAGGAGCAGGGCUACGGCAUGGCCUACACGGUGCGCAAGUGGUCCGAGCUGAACUGGGCCAGCCACUGGGUGACGCUGGGCUGCUGGGUGCUGGCGCGGCUGCUGCGCUGAGCCUCGGGGGGCACUGGGAGCAACUGGGAGCAACUGGGGGCGGCCGGGAGGACCGGGCGCCACAGAGAGCGCGGCCGCUCCGCCCCGGCCCGCGGGGGCCGCUCCGCCCCGCCGGCGCCGCCUCUCGAUGGUCUCGACUUCCGCUUCGCGCCGCUUCCCGCCCUUUCCCGGGGCGGAAGUGACGCCGCGCGGCCGCUCUGGGACCAAUAAAGCCUCGCCUCGA